Coccidioides posadasii C735 delta SOWgp is the source of this 2182-nucleotide messenger RNA. The record is from RefSeq and is a predicted model, not a curated record. NCBI's taxonomy places the organism in Eukaryota, Fungi, Ascomycota, Eurotiomycetes, Onygenales, Onygenaceae.
CUCUCUCUCCCUCUCUCUCUCUCUGUCUCUGUGUUUCUCCGUCACGCAGCUCUCUUUGUCUCCUUUGUGUCUCUUCCUUUCAGCACUACCCACAAGACGGGGUUUCGUUGGUUCGUUCGUGCGUCUCUUUUUUGUGUUGGUCGGUCGAGACCCCCUUCGGCCAUUCCUGCUGCCGUCUUGAGUUUGAGCGGCGGGCUUAGUCACGCUGGGCUAGCUCCCUUCGGGCGACGCACAGUGGGCAAAAGCAGCAGGUCACAUGAGGCGUAGGUGGCGGAACUUCCAGGAAAGCGACGGAAAGCGUCGCCUGCAAGCCGUGGGAACUGGAGUGCCACGCCCGCCAAAAAGCGACUUCAUCCGGCACCUUCGUUGCUUUUUCGCUGCUGUUCCCUUGUGCCACCUGCUCAAUGAACCAAGCUCGACACAGCUCCGGCCACGAUGCUGACGCCAUCCUGACCGCCCAGAGCAACCUGGGCGAAGCUUGGACCACUGCUUUCCCAGAAGGUCUAUAUAUGGGCUCCCCCUUUAGGUGGUGGAAAGGGGGUUUCCGCCCGUGACUCUCCUCCUUCAACCACUUUCCUUACCCUCCCUCCCGUCCAGUCGAGAUAUGGCCUACCGACUUUCUCCAGUUUGUAGGGCCUCUAAACUCAGCUAUGGAAAUAAUCUAUUCUUGAUUCACUCUGCGCGUCACGUUCGAGCGUUUCACGUCCCCUCGGAGUCCCCGGAGAACCUCCCCCAGACGCCAUGGGAUAGCUCCAAGUCCGAGGCCGCUGCUGCUGCUCCCACCGCCGUUGUUCGGCCUUCGCCACCGCAGCGCAUCCUGGACAGGAUGCCCACUGCUUCCCUUCUUCGGAGCAUCAUGUUGCAGACCGUGAUGUCUCGCCCACGUCUCAUGGACAUGGCGUCGACCGUGAUUCACCGAAAUGUCCAGUUUCUGACCGGGAACGCCCUCUUCAGAUUCCUCCUCGACAACAUGUUCUAUGCACAGUUCUGUGCCGGGAGAACAGAGGCCGAGAUCAGAGAGACAGUGGAGGGACUGCGGAGCAUGGGUUAUCGGGGGGUGAUUUUGGCAUAUGCACGAGAAAACAUGUUGCGCAGUGGCUUCAAGGAACUCUGCGGACGAUCAAUUACGCACAGCGUGGAGAUUAUGUCGCGGUGAAGUACACCGGCGCUGGCAUCGGUUGUGUGCACGCCCUAGAAACCGGGCAAAACCCAGACAAUUUGAUGGCUGAUGCCUUGGAGCAGAUCUGCGCCUCUGCGCGAAAGCAAGAGGUAAAACUCCUGUUCGACGCAGAGCAUUAUGUCCAGAAGGCGGGCAUCGACUCCUGGACCAUGGACCUUAUGCAGAAGUACAACCGUGACGGCCAGACCGUUGUAUAUAACACCUAUCAGAUGUACUUGAAAGAAUCCACGGCGACAUUGGAAUCGCAUCUUCGGAUGGCCCAAGAGGGGAAAUUCAGCCUCGGGGUUAAACUAGUGCGCGGUGCAUAUAUCAACAGCGAUCCUCGUCACUUGAUACACGAUACCAAGGAGGACACGGAUCGAGCCUUCAACAAUGCCGCCGUCAUGCUGGCCACUCAGCACAUCGACAAUCCGUCUGCGCCCAAGAUUGGGCUUGUCCUUGCAAGUCACAACAAGGAGAGCACGGAGAUGAUGCGAGAGUUGCGACAGGAGCAACUCAGGCGAGGUUUACCCUUGGCCGACGUUGUGUACGCGCAACUGAUGGGAAUGGCAGAUGAACUUUCCAUGAGUUUGACACAGAAGGUACCGGACCUUGAAGAAGAGAACAACCACGUGUUCAAGUACGUGGUCUGGGGCACCACCCAGGAAUGUAUGAUGUACCUGCUCCGGCGAGCAGAAGAGAACCGAGACGCUGUUGAGAGAAGUUCUGUGAGCAAGCAAGCCUUGUGGGAGGAGCUGCGUGGAAGACUCACGCUCCCUUCUCUUCUUGAUCGACGCGGAUCUUGAGGCUGCGAUUUUCUUGAUGUUCGUUAGCGGGCGUCUCUUUUUAUUUUAUUUUCUCUUCUAUUCUUUUUUUUGUUCUUUUUUUUCUUUUUUUUGCUUGUUAUUUCCUGAUACCUGUCAUUUGUUGGCGUUAAAGCAAGAUCAAAAAGCCGGAUGGGAGGGUUUCUGUCGGAUUCUGCAAAGCACUUUUAGCGGUUCAAGUCUGAGUUAUGAAUUAGCG